AUCCUAACAGAAAAUCCCAGUAAAAACGCUAAAGGAAGCGUCUUGUUCUCUACUAAAGUAGAAGAUGAAGACCAACGUGAUGAACAUGCGAUUAUUCAGACAGAAGAGCAGCUGUAUUUAUGUUCACAAUGUGGGAAGUAUUGUACAGAAAAAGCACAUCUUUGUACACCGAAGAGAAUUCAAAUAGUAGAGAAGCCAUAUUUAUGUUCUGAAUGUGGGAAAUGCUUUGCAGAAAAAUCAAAGCUUGUUACACACGAGAGAAGUCACACAGGAGAGCAGCCUUUUUUAUGUCCAAUAUGUGGGAAAUGUUUUACAGAUAGAUCAAAAUUUGUUAUACAUCAGAGAAAUCACACAUUAGAGAAGCGAUUUCCAUGUUCACUGUGUGGGAGAUCCUUUACAGGUAAAUCAAGUCUCAUUAUACAUGAAAGAAUUCACACAGGUGAGAAGCCGUAUUCAUGUUCACUAUGUGGGAAAUGUUUUACAAAAAAAUCGAAUCUAGUUACACAUGAAAGAAGUCACACAGGAGAGAAACCAUAUUCAUGUUCAGAAUGUGGAAAAUGUUUUACAAAAAAAUCCAAUCUAGUUACACAUGAGCGAAGUCACACAGGAGAGAAGCCGUUUUCAUGCUCACUAUGUGGUAAAUGUUUUAUACAUAAGUCCCAUCUUGUUACGCAUGAGAGAAUUCACACAGGGGAGAAGCCUUACUCCUGUUCACUUUGUGGAAAGGGCUUUAUAGAAAAAUCUAAACUUGUUAUACAUGAAAGAAUUCACACAGGAGAGAAGCCAUACGCAUGUACAGAAUGUGGGAAAUGUUUUGUUACUAGAGCCAAACUUGGGUAUCAUCAGAGAAUUCACACAGGGGAGAAGCCAUUUACAUGUUCAGAAUGUGGAAAAUAUUUUAUCACUAAAUCCAGACUUUGUGAUCAUCAGAGAAUUCACACAGAGGCAUUUUGAGGAAGUAUUUGUGGAAAAUGUUUUACAAGGAUAUACAUUUUUAAAACUCUGCAGAAUUCACACAGAGUAGAAAGCAUAAUGUUGUUUGCAUUGUGGUGAAUGCUAGAAGAGGAAAAAAUAUGUUUAAUUAGUUAUUUGCAGACAUUAAAUGGUUUUUCCAGUG
This is a messenger RNA of Bufo gargarizans (Asiatic toad), 1117 nucleotides long. Its product is annotated as gastrula zinc finger protein XlCGF7.1-like. Gene Ontology annotation, molecular function: DNA-binding transcription factor activity, RNA polymerase II-specific; RNA polymerase II cis-regulatory region sequence-specific DNA binding. The annotation marks the transcript as partial. The record is from RefSeq and is a predicted model, not a curated record. The transcript has a single exon. Gene Ontology annotation, biological process: regulation of transcription by RNA polymerase II. NCBI's taxonomy places the organism in Eukaryota, Metazoa, Chordata, Amphibia, Anura, Bufonidae.